AAAAAAAAAAAAAAUAGAAGAGAAAUAAGAAAUAAAAUUGAAAGACUAAACUCGGAAGCUGGAACCUGCGGAUAGACGGACGCUUUGACUUCUAUGAUAGCUGCCCUGUCACGAUGACUCGUACAAGCAAGCACCCGGUGCUUAGCAGGUACCUUACAGCAGCAACCAGCUUCAAACGAUACAUGCCCACUACCUUAACCUGCUCUCUGCCUGCCCGAGUCGAGUCCUACGUGUACACCUACUCGUACUGUAUCAAACCGGACGAUAUCCGCAACACACGAGAAAACGCGGCGCCCGUCAAAAUCCCAGCCGGAUUCGGCACUGCCCCUCUGCAGACACCUUGAAAAGCUGGUGGGCAUCCAGCAUAUGUCCAAAUCGAGGCUAACGGGGCGAAUUGGCCCUUUUUUUGUCCCAGCUUGCCUUGGUUCCUGUUCACCCCUCUCUUCUCUAAACAGGUUAUUCACAGCGCGGCUCACAAACCACGAAUCACAGCCAGAACCAAGAAUUUUCGGAUCUCUUGUUUUUGCCUUCUACAACCUACUAGCACAUCACCCCCUUUUUGCCGAUUUAUUUGUUCUAUUUAUUUAUUGGUUAUGCCCAGCGUCGUCUUUUCAACUAGCUCCGCGCCCUUUUUCCUGCUCGUCCAUUGGACAGUCUAGAGCCUGGCCCGGAACCCGCCUCUUUCUAUGUACCAACCUAAACGCACCUCUUUGUUCGUAUCGCAUCGAAGGCGUCUCGCUUUGAGAAAAAAAAAAAAAAACAGGGGCAGAGAAAAGAAUCGAAACAGAAAAAAAAGACAUCAAAACAACAUCAUCAUCCGAGGGAUGCCCUCAAUCCAGAUACC
Messenger RNA from Trichoderma harzianum CBS 226.95, 844 nucleotides. RefSeq lists its product as hypothetical. The transcript has a single exon. Bases 367 to 744 code for a protein of 125 amino acids. The record is from RefSeq and is a predicted model, not a curated record. Lineage: Eukaryota; Fungi; Ascomycota; Sordariomycetes; Hypocreales; Hypocreaceae.